Molecule: messenger RNA, 894 nt
Organism: Ipomoea nil (Japanese morning glory)
Lineage: Eukaryota; Viridiplantae; Streptophyta; Magnoliopsida; Solanales; Convolvulaceae
Exons: 2
Coding region: 83-652 (189 amino acids)
Molecular function (GO): acylphosphatase activity
Source: RefSeq, a predicted model, not a curated record
CCAAAUGUUCGAAUCAUCAUCUACUGUUGUUGGUUCUUGAAUCCGAACACACAUCGCCAAAUGGUAACGGAAAGCGACUGAAAUGGCAGAGGCGACAUUGUCAGCAACAGUGAGGCCUUCCUCAAUUUUCUUGAAAUCCCAGAUUCUUCGGAACCAUUCAUGGCACCGCUGCUUUACCCUCGCGGCCAGAAAUGCGAUACCUAUUAGUGGAAGACGGCAUCUUCAUCCUUUUCUGCAACCUCCCCGCUUUUGUCUUCUUUUUCUUCAUACUCUUCCGCUUCGCCCUCGCCUUCAUCUUCCUCUUCUGCACAGAUUUCGUGCACCUCCUCUCUCAUCUCCUAUGUCCUCCUUACCACACUCUUCCUCCUCUCCCAAUACUAAAACUGUUAGAGCUGUGAUUAAGGGGAGGGUGCAGGGAGUUUUCUAUAGGGACUGGACAGUGGAGAAUGCAAAAGAGUUGGGGUUAAAGGGAUGGGUUAGGAACCGAAGGGAUGGAACAGUGGAGGCAUUGUUUUCGGGGAGCCCUGAGAAGGUUGAGGAAAUGGAACAGAGGUGCCGGAGAGGACCACCGUCUGCAAUGGUCACUGGUCUUGAUGUUUUCCCUUGCAAUGAUGACCCAGGAGCCGGGUUUGAACGCAGGUCAACUGCUUGAUCAAAUGGAUACGCUAUCUCUAAGGCAAGAGUAGAAACAUAUUAGUAGUUUUAUUGCUUUUGUUAAGUUUUCUGUUGCUCCUUGUUGAAAUAAGUGGUAUUACUAUAUACUUGUAUGUUAGUAUGUCUAUAUAGGCUCUUUGAGGCUUUGCUAUGGUUGAGGACCAAAGUUUUUUGAGCAUGGUACUGAAAUAUCCAGUUCUUUUACUUGUUUGAGUGAAAAUGCAUCUCAUUUGGCCAUGA